AAUGGCGAUUGUGUCUGUACGGUACAGCGGGAUGACUAAGCAAAUUUACCGGGAAAGCGCAAAAGACCGAGGAAUACGAGCGUUCUCGAGAUUAUUUUGUUCUCGGGCGUGAAAAAAAACCACCAGUUCCCAGAUUCGGGUUAUGGAUGGCAAGAGGUCUAUUAAAAUGGACCCGUUAUCACCGAACCCAGGCCUGGCGAUAAACGAUGACGAACUGGUCACGAUAUCGGUGCGGGACUUGAACAGGCAAUUGAAGAUGCGCGGAGUGACCAAAGAGGAGAUCGUGCGUAUGAAGCAGCGGAGACGCACGCUGAAGAAUAGAGGUUACGCGGCUAGCUGCCGUAUAAAGCGCAUAGAACAGAAAGACGAGCUGGAAACCGAGAAGUCUCAGGAAUACAGGGAUAUGGAGGAAAUGCACGAGAACAAUAAUCGCAUGAGAGACGAGAUCGAGUCGUGGUACGUGAAGUUUCAAGCGCUCAAGAAAUUCGCCAUGGAGAAGAAAAUUAUGAUUCCACCGGAAUUGGAAUUGGAGCCUAAGAAGUACAACGACUGAUCGGACGUGUUGUUCGUUGAUCACGUUGACGUGUCAAGGAACGCACAUUUAGAAUGUAAUAAUACAAGGUUUCAAUGAACCCACAAUAGUUUGCUAAUUUUUAUGAUUUCUAAAUAGAUUUAGAAGGGAAACUAUCGUUUUGUACGUAUAGCUUGCAGUAUGUGAUAUAUAUAUAAUUUGUAUCUUAAGCUACGUAUAUAAUAAGGCAUAUAUAUAUAUAUGUGUGCUUAAGAUUCAAAUGACAUACAUAACACUGGUAUGUAUGUAAGUAAUAUUUAUAAAUAAGAAUAUAUGUUAUACAAAUAGAAUGUGGGAAUGGAGAAAAGGAAAGAGAUAUGUAAUUCUAUCGAUUCUCAAUUAUUUUCACUUUCAUUACAUAAUAAAAGUAUUAACCUGCUGACUA
This is a messenger RNA of Dinoponera quadriceps, 956 nucleotides long. RefSeq names its product transcription factor MafG (gene maf-S). Bases 143 to 553 code for a protein of 136 amino acids. The record is from RefSeq and is a predicted model, not a curated record. Gene Ontology annotation, biological process: regulation of transcription by RNA polymerase II. The transcript has 2 exons. Gene Ontology annotation, molecular function: DNA-binding transcription factor activity, RNA polymerase II-specific; RNA polymerase II cis-regulatory region sequence-specific DNA binding. Gene Ontology annotation, cellular component: nucleus. NCBI's taxonomy places the organism in Eukaryota, Metazoa, Arthropoda, Insecta, Hymenoptera, Formicidae.